Tetranychus urticae (two-spotted spider mite) is the source of this 11117-nucleotide messenger RNA. RefSeq names its product cubilin-like. The record is from RefSeq and is a predicted model, not a curated record. Lineage: Eukaryota; Metazoa; Arthropoda; Arachnida; Trombidiformes; Tetranychidae. Gene Ontology annotation, molecular function: calcium ion binding.
GCUUUUCCAACUUUAAUAUUUUCAUUUGAUCCAUUCAGUACUCAUGCACGAAUCCGAGUUGAAGAUGGUAAUAUUGUGUUUGAAGCUCCACCAAGAAAAAGCAUUUCAUUCAAAUCAAAUCUAGGAACCAUUUAUGUCAAUGGAGACAAAUUGGACAAUUUGGUAUCAAAAUCAAGUUCAUCAUCUUCAACAAGUUUAUCGACUGUUUCAUCUGAUGGUUCCUCUAUUCAGACUUAUGAUCAAAAGAUCAAUUCGUUGAAAGACUCUGUUGAUAAACUCAAUGAGUAUUCAGAUGUUUUAAAUAAAGCUAGACUACUUUUCAGUCCAGGAAGACGACAGUUUUCACCAAAGGAUUUUAGACGAGCAGUUUACAAUAUCACAAGAUUGACGAGUGAAUUUAAUCGACUAAAACAGCGUUUGGAAGAAAACUUUUGCUCAAGUAAUCCAUGUCGAAAUGGCGGCAUUUGUAUACCUAGUUUUCAAUCUUAUAUUUGUGAAUGCCGUGAAGGUUGGGAAGGUGUCAACUGUGAUCUUGAUGUAAACGAGUGUUUAACAUUUGCUUCAACCGAUCUUGGCUGUCAAAAUGGUGCCUCCUGUGUUAAUCUUCCUGGUACUUAUCAGUGUAAUUGCCUUAAUGGAUUCUUUGGAGUUCAUUGUACACAACGGUCAGACGAUUGUGCGUCAGCAUCAAACGAGGCACUCUGUGGUCAUGGAAUUUGCUUAUCGACUGGCAAACCGGCUGCUGGUAAACCUCAUUACACUUGUUUGUGUGACCAAGGGUGGACAACUGAUGGAGUCUCUCCGGCUUGUCGUGUUGAUGUCGAUGAGUGUGCUAGUCCAAUGCCUCACUGUUCAAUUAAUCCACCUGUUGAUUGUAUUAAUUAUCCUGGUGGCUUUACUUGUGGACCAUGUCCUGCUGGGUACAAGAAACAAGGCUUUUACUGUGUGGAUAUAGACGAGUGUCAAGUAAAUAAUGGAGGCUGUUCAAUUUCACCUAGAGUUCAAUGUCGUAAUUUACCUGGAGGAAAAGAAUGUGGUUCAUGUCCUCCAGGUUUUGCUGGUGAUGGAAUCUCUUGUUCCUAUGUUGGUGUUUGUUCAAUUCGCAAUGGGGAUUGUUCACCCGUUGCCCAGUGUGUUGAGAUUAGUGCUUCAGCUGGACCUGGUAGAGAGUGUCGUUGUCCUGCGGGUUACAUUGGAAAUGGUGAAGGUGCAAAUGGUUGUUUACCCUCUACGAGUACGACAUGCGAUCAAAAUCCUUGCGUUGUUGGAAUUUGUAUUCCCGUCUCUUCUAAUCCUCCAAGUUUCACCUGUCAAUGUCCACCAAGUUUUACUGGUAAACGCUGCGAUACUCAAAUUUCAAAUAGCUGUGAUCCAAAUCCUUGCUUGAACGGUGGUACUUGCAUCAAUGAUGCAAUUGGACCAAUUUGUCUAUGUAAAGCAGCUUACCAAGGAACUCGUUGUCAAGAUCAACGCUCCCAAUGUACAGGAGAUUUCGAUUCUCCGACAGGAGUUAUUAGUUUUCCAGAUAAUGGUGACGAGUAUCCACAAAAUGCAGUUUGUAACUGGCGUAUUCGUACUUCCUUGGGUAAAGUUAUCCAGGUUACUUUUACAAAACUAGAUAUUGAACCAUCGUAUGACUGCCAUUCCGAUUCAAUAUCUCUGUAUGAUGGAUUAACUUCAACAGCUCCUGUUAUUGGUAAAUAUUGUGGUCAAUUAUCUAAUCUUCCCGAGAAUCAUACUAUCACUAGUGAACAACCCUACUUACUCAUUAGUUUCACAUCUGACAUGAGUAAUCAAGGUUCUGGUUUCAGUCUAAAUUGGACUACAGUUACACCUGAAUGUGGAGGGGUCAUUAAUGGUACUGAAUAUGGAGCCAUUACUUCGCCCGGUUAUCCAGACAAAUAUCCUCCUGGUCGUGAUUGUUAUUGGUACAUACAUGGAACACUAGGAAAACGAAUUGUUUUCCACUUUGCUUUACUUUCUCUAGAGAUUCAUCCUGAUUGUAAAUUUGAUUUUCUCAGAAUUUAUGAUGGCCAUUCUGAUACUGAUCCGAUCCUUGGCAACUACUGUAAUACCACAUCACCAUCACCAUUAACAACAUCAGGACCUUCAGCUUUGGUUCACUUUCAUUCGGACAGAAACCGUCAAGAUUCAGGAUUUCACAUUACUUUUGCUACUAUUCCGGCCAUCUCUGGUUGCGGAGGCUUACUAACUGGUGAUAGAGGAGCACUUAGCACGCCCAGUUUUCCUAAUCGAUAUGAAGGUAAUUUAGAAUGUGAUUGGGUUAUUCGAAUCAAAUCACUUGAAGAUCGAAUUGAAUUACGUUUUAACCAAUUCGAUUUGGAACAUCAUCCUAAUUGUCGUUAUGAUUACGUUGAGAUUCGUGAUGGCGAGCAGCAAAAUGCACCUCUAAUCGGACGUUAUUGUUCAACUACAAUUAAACCUCCAGUGCCCAUUCUAUCCACAUCAAAUAAAUUAUUUGUUCGAUUCAGAUCUGAUUGGUCUAGAGAAGGAACCGGGUUCCAUGCAACUUAUGAAGUUUUCUGUGGUGGUUAUUUCACCGAUGAUUCGGGGACAAUAUCAUCUCCUAACUAUCCACUUCUCUACCCCAAUUCAAAGAACUGUACCUAUCAUAUUCGAGUUCCUCCUGGAAAAAUUAUACAACUCAGCUUUACGUUUUUUGAUUUGGAAAACUCUCCAGAUUGUAUAUUUGAUUAUGUUGCUAUCUCUGAGCCUGGUAUUUUGGCUACAAAUCUAACACGUCAACUGUGUGGCUCAGAAAUUCCUGAAAUGAUCACGUCUAAUCUCAAUGAGCUCAUCAUUACAUUUAAAACGGAUUCACGUACAAACAGACAUGGAUUCCGGGCAAACUAUUCUUCUAUCGAUGCUUCUUGUGGUGGUGUUUUAAGAGAUAAAAAUGGUAUAAUAACUUCACCCAGUCAUCCAAAUGAAUAUGCUCAUGGCAAAGAGUGUGUCUGGCUUUUAAGUGCACCAAAGGGUCAUGUUGUUCAGCUGACAUUUACCAUGUUCAAUCUUGAAGGUGGGCGUAAAUGUUCCUAUGAUUAUGUUGAGGUGAUGGAGAAAAAUAUGAAUUUUGGUAGAUUUUGUGGUAACCAGAUUCCAUCACCAAUUCAAUCAGUUGAUGAACAGUUAAUUGUUCGCUUUAAAUCAGAUUCAUCGGUAUCCUUUGAAGGGUUUGUUGCAGCUUACUCAUUCUUGAAUGGUUCAAAGUUUUGUGGUGGAAUACGAAGAGGUCUUUCAGGUGAAAUUGUUAGUCCUAAUUAUCCUCUGCAUUACCCCAAGUCUCGUCGAUGUUUAUGGAAAAUAAUUGCACCUGAGAACAAUCAAUUGCAAAUCAAAUUUACUGAUAUAAAUAUCGAGUUUCACAAUUCUUGUACCUUUGAUUAUAUCGAAAUUUAUAACGGGUUAGACACUUCAGCCCCUCUAAUCGGCAAAUAUUGUGGAAACAAAUUACCUCCUUCAAUAAUCUCACAUUCAAAUACUGUUACCAUACAAUUUAUAACCGAUAGUGGAGUUUCUGGUCAUGGAUUCAAGUUGACAUAUAAUGUUGCUGGAAGUGGUUGCGGUGGGCUAAUGCGCUCAGCUUCAGGAGUUAUUAUAUCGCCUAAUUAUCCCUACCCAUACAAUCACGAUGCUGAAUGUACCUGGGUUAUUAAAACAUCUAAAGGAUCCCGUCUAACUCUCAAUUUGGUCGAUUUAUCUCUAGAACCACAUUCAGAUUGUGCCCAUGAUCGACUUGAAAUUUAUGAUGGACCAGACAGUAAAGCUCAACGGUUGUUAAAAGCAUGUGGAGAUACAUUGAUUGGUGAACCAUUGAAAUCAAGUGCAAAUGUUGUCACUGUUAAAAUGAUAACUGAUGGUUCAAUUAGUUUCCGUGGCUUCAAAUUAUCUUAUGCGACUAAUUGUUCCAAUACAAUUAACGAUCUUCAUGGUGUCAUAGAAUCACCAAAUUAUCCUGAUCUUUUCUCAUCAAAUUCAAAUUGUUCGUGGACAAUCAAAGUUCCCCAAGGAAACAAUAUUAGUUUGGCUUUUCAAGAUACUCAUUUCAAUUCUCCAUGCACCACAAGCUAUUUAUCAAUUACUAAUUCAACAAGCAAUGCUCAAUUAUUCAGCACAAAAUCAAUCCAAUACUGUAUUGAUAAUGCAACCAUUAGUAACCUUUUUAUUCCCAGUAGUUCUGUUUCCAUUGACUAUAUCAAUAUUGGUACACAGAGUUCAUCAAGUUUCCGACUUGAAUGGUCAAUGGUUGGAUGUGGUGGAUAUUUAACUGCUGAUAGAGGAGAGAUUACAUCUCCUGGUUAUCCUAAUCCAUAUCCUCAUAGAGUUACUUGCCAAUGGACAAUCAAAGCUAAACCUGGUUAUAAGAUCAGUCUCUCAGUUUUCGAUUAUUUCAUCGAAUCAUCAACAACUUGUAAUUUUGACUCGCUUCAAAUAUUUUCAGGUCCUGAUUUAACCUCACCUCGUUUAUUGAAACUUUGUGGUAGAUCUUUAUCAUCUAAAACACUUUCUUCAAAUGGAAACUACAUGACCAUAUUUUUUAGCUCUGAUGAUUUGAUAGCUGGUAAAGGUUUUAGAUUAACUUAUUAUACUGAACCUGGUACCUGUGGUGGUUACCAAAAUUUGGAUGAAGGCACAAUUACUUCGCCUAAUUAUCCACUUUCCUAUGAUUCAUCUGAUGACUGUGAAUGGAUCCUUGGUUUUGGCAGUGAUAGAAUCAAGAUAACGAUUCAAGAUCUUGAUAUACCUUCUUCCGCAAAUUGUACUGAAAGUUUUCUAGCCUUUUAUUCCGACUCAAGCAAUAAAUUGGCUCAGCUAUGUGGUAAUGAAGUUCCUACUGAGCAAAUAAUAUCUCCUUCAAGCAAUAUUCGAGUUCGCUUCAAAGCCAAUGGAAAAGCGACCGGUAAAGGGUUCAAAUUUUUAUACCAAGUAAUUUGUGGAGGAGAUCGUAUUGCUGAAGAAUAUCCGAAAGUGAUUCGAAAUCCCAAUUAUCCGUCAAUAUCAAACAAAAAUCCAUCCUGUGACUGGGUUAUCAGAACUAAUAAACAGAAUCCUGGUAAACGAAUUAUGUGGAGAUUCAUCAAAAUUAUAAGCGCAGGUAGUGGAAGUUUAGAGCUUAGAGAAGGCGAUUCCAGAGAUUCUCCUCUAAUUGCGAAGUACACUGACUCAUCUCAUCCUUUACCAGUAAUUACACAAGGAAAUUCUCUCUUUGUUCAUCUAACCGGUCCAAUUAUUUUCUCAGCAUCUUAUUCAACUGAUACAAGUCAAUGUGGGGGAACAUUUACUGGUUUUACCGGCAAUUUUGCUUCACCAGGUUAUCCAAACUCUUAUCCACUUUCAACAACUUGCAUCUGGAAAAUCAAAGCCUCUUCUGGAAAUCGUGUUUCUCUUACAUUUCUUGAUUUCAAUUUUGAAUCAGACGAAUUUUGUGCCCUUGAUUAUGUUGAGAUUCGUGAGGGUAGCGCAUCAGGUCAAUUGAUUGGACGUUUUUGUGGUCAAUCCAUUCCUCCUAUUCAAAAUUCAAGUUAUUAUGCUGGGUUGUGGAUUAAAUUUCAAUCUGAUGGAGAUGGCUCUGCUCCAGGAUUCCAAGCUUCUUUUGAUACUUCAACAAAUGUUGAGCUUACCGGUGAUUCAGGCUACAUAUCUUCACCAGCUUAUCCCGAAUACUACGCAACUAAAACAAAUCAACGUUGGUCUGUAACGGUCAAAGAUGGAUUAACCAUAGCUUUUCGUUUUAAUACAAUUUCACUUAUCCCAAGAUUCACUGAAUGUGAACGUAAUUAUGUUGCUAUAUAUGAUGGACCUGAUUGGACUUACCCAUUGUUGGGUAGAUUUUGUGGUUUCCAGGUGAAUGGUAUAAAAACUACUUCGUCAAACAUUGCAACUGUCUUCUUUCGACCUGAUUCAACACUGUCCAGGUUUUUGAUAUUCUGGAAAGCAGAGGCUAAAAAUGUUACUUCUCUCAUCGGUGAUUUAUCAACUAAACCAUCAAACUGUAGUUACUUUUUGAGUUCACAGUUGGGUCAAAGUAUAGCAAUAUCAUCUCCAGGUUAUCCUUUUGGUUACUCACCUAAUAUCAAUUGUAGCUGGUUCAUUACAGCUCCUAGUGGUACUCAUUUCAAAGUUAACGUCACUGAUUUAAAUAUCGAACAUGCAUCUUCCGAAGUUUGUAAUUAUGAUAGACUUAACUUUUAUCAGUAUAGCUUCGAAGAUAGUGUUUGGAUAAAAAAUCGAACCAUUUGCGGAAAAAAUAAACUUUCUUUCGAACUCAGCACACAUUUAUCUCAAGUAAAUUUUAUGACUGACAGUCACAUCAACAAAACUGGCUUUAACUUAACCUUGACUCCAGUUUGUGGAGGAGUUUUAAACCUCGAACAAGCUGUUAUCAAUUCAUCUAUUCUUGGAUCGGCAGUGUCUUGCUCAUGGAAAAUAAUGGUUCGUGAUGGCAGAACAAUUGAACUCAACUUCUUUUCAUUCAAUCUUGGCUCAGGAAAUCCAUGUACUAAAGGAUAUAUGAAUAUAAGAAACGGUCCAUUUGAAAAUUCACCAUUAAUUGGGCACUAUUGUGGUGCCAAUUUACCGCCCGUCAUACAAUCGGAUUCUAACCAAAUGUUUAUUUCAGUUUAUGCACCCAGGACUAGUCCAUCAGAUUUUUCUUUCAAUUAUCGGGAAAUUUCAGCAACUUGUGGAGGCUCAUUCGAUUUGGAUGAAAAUACACCUUCAGUGACCAUCAAUUCUCCAGGAUAUCCUUCCCUUCCUCCUCAUGCUCUUCAAUGUGACUGGCUGUUCAAAGGUCCUGCUCAUCGUAAUCUUAGGAUAGAUUUUGAAAUUAUUUCUGGACCUUCAAUUAUUAGACACACAUGUAACAAGAAUUUGACUCGUGUUGAUGUUCAUGAUGGUGGAACUCGAUUGUCCCCACUAAUAGGUCGUUUCUGUCCUCGCCCACAAGCUUCUGGUGUUACUACCACAGAAAACUUCAUGUUUGUCCGUUAUUCGGCUUCGGGUGAUCUUACUUUGGCUCCAUUUAAAGCAACCAUUUCCCUCAAUAUUUGUGGAGGAACUUACUUCAUUUCAUCUUCAGUCGUCAUUCAAAGUCCUAACUUUCCGAGUCCUUAUGAUGGUAACAUGAAUUGUGGCUAUUAUCUUCAUUCAUAUUCAACUUCUUCUACCGUAAUGGCAACCAUAUUGAGUUUGGAUCUACCUUCUGAAUCCAGUUGUGAUGAUGGUGACUAUUUAGAGUUUCGUGAAAUAUCACCGACAGGUGAUCUUAUAAUGAAAUUAUGUGGAACUCGAAACUCUACAGUUACUGUACAAUCGACAACAAGUGUUAUGUACGUACUUUUUAAAUCCAAUUCUGAAAAUGCUGGCCAAGGAUUUCGAAUCUCCUUCUCUUCUUACACUGAUUAUGAAAAUAGCUGCUAUAAUACAUUUGAUGCUUCUAAGCCGGGAAUUGUGCGUACUCCACAGUCAUCUCUUGGACACUCUCUUACCUGUAGCUGGUCAUUCAAAGCUCCAGUUGAUCGCCGUAUUUCUUUAACUUUCACUAAAUAUAACCUUAAACAAAAUACAAGAGUAGCAAAUUCAUGUCUCGAUUCACUUGAAGCUACUUUCGAUCAUCGUUCAUUUUACUUUUCAGAUAUUGUGCCAUCCGAGCCAAAUAAAUUGAUUCUUCCUUGUGGAUAUCAAAAUGAAUUUUCAAUAAAGUCUCCUAAUAAUGUGCUAUUUUUGAGAUUCAAAACUUUUAGCUUAGGAUCUGGUGAAGGAAUAGAGGCAAGCUUUUCUGCCAGUGAACCAACAGAGUGUGGAGGAGUCGUCACAAAAAAUUCACCUUUGAUUGUUUCAACCAAUUUUUCAAAGCCUGUAGAUGGUGCAAUCAUAAAUUGUUUCUGGAAAAUUGAAAUUGAAACUGAAGAUUUAACAAAAACAAAGUGGAUUGAAUAUGAAACUAUCGAAGUACUUGGCUCUGAUUCAAGUGAUGCAUAUUGUUCUAAAGGAAAAAUAGCUGAAGGCUCAGUUACAGAUUUAGAUCAUUCUGUAGGUAAAUUAUUCUGUGGAAAUAAAACCAAUCAAUUUUCACUGAUUUCAUCGAAAAUCGCAUCGUUUGGUAUCUCUGCACGUAUCAAUCAAACCAAAGGUUAUCGUGGUGUAAAGGCAAUGUAUCGUGUGAAUGAUUGCGGUGGCAGAAUCACUGAUCCUCAAGGAAAUUUCAGUUCACCAGGUUGGCCUCAAGGUUAUCCAGUCAAUGCAACUUGUUUUUGGGAGUUCAAUUAUAACUAUAUAAAUAGUUACGCCUGGCAAGUCGAGUUCACAGAAUUUGAAUUGGAAGAAGACUGCUCCAAGGAUUACGUAGAAAUUUGGGAAGGAACCGUUGAUGACCCCGUAGUUAUUGGACGUUAUUGUGGCAAGUCGGGUCCAACUAGUUUCGUGGCAUCUAACAUUGUUAUUGUCUUCCGGAGUAACGGAGUUGGAAGUGCUAAAGGAUUCAAUGUUAAAUUUUCAUUAGCGUCAAGAUACUGUGGAGGUUUCGUUCGAGCUAGCUCCAAUUAUAGAGUGCGUAGUGCAAAUUAUCCUCUUGCUUAUCCUAAAAAUUCAGAGUGCAUAUGGAACAUUGAAUCUUACCCAGAAUUUCGCCUCAACUUGACUUUUGAAGAGCGCUUUGAUAUUGAAAAGUCAGCAAACUGCACUAAAGAUUAUGUUUCAAUAAGCGAAUGGAAAGGCAAUUCAUGGAAAUUUAUUGGUCAAUAUUGCGGUCUUAUUCCGCCUAAACCAUUAGCUCUUGAUUCAUACAAAGCUCGAGUUGUUUUUCACUCUGAUGAUGACAAUAGAAUCGGCGAUGGAUUUACUUUAACCUUAGGAAGUAUAUGUGGUUUCUUAGUUGAUGAACCAGGCGAGGGUAUUAUAAGUUCACCUGGUUCUAAUGGUUAUCGCCCUGGUUCCAACUGUGUUUGGACCUUGAAAGGUCAAAGAGACACUGAUGUCAUUAAAAUUGAAUUUCUUGACUUUGAUCUUGAGCCUCAUCCGUCUUGUGGAUUUGACUUUGUUAAGUUAAUACGAGGCAAUUCAUCAUUAGCGCAAGAUGUAAUUGGUACAUAUUGUGGUUCCACUAAACCAGAUAAUGUAAUUGUUCGUGGAAAUUUAACAAUUGCCUUUAGGUCAGAUACCAUUAAAUCUCAUAGAGGGUUCAAUAUUAAGUAUCAAAUUAUUCCUUGUGGUGGAAAUUUCACUCAAUCGUCUGGCAAAGUCACAGCUCCAAUAGUUGAUGACAAUUAUGUUAACAACGCACAUUGUAGCUAUUUGAUUACUGUUCCUGAAGAUAACGUCAUUAUGCUUCGUUUGAGCAAAAUUGAAUUGUACAACACUGAACUUUGUUAUCCAAAUGGUUUCGUUUAUCCUCACUCUGAACUAGAUUAUUUGGAAAUUUGGGAUGGCCCCAGUAGAGACAGUCCUCUUUUACGUCGACUGUGUGGUUCAUCUGAUCCAAUGAUUUUCAAAUCCUCAACCAACUCUUUGUUGCUUGUUUUUCAUUCUGAUGAGGAAUAUACAAGUUCUGGUUUUGAAGCAACAUGGGAAACAACCCUUGGACAGAAACAAGGCUGUGGAGGAAUACUAAAUGGAACUUCUGGUUCACUGGAAUCACCUGAUAUUGAUAAAGAUGGUCGAUAUGAAAAUAAUUUGGACUGUACUUGGCUCAUCAUUUCAGACGGAAAAUAUGACGUUCUUGAGAUAACCUUUAGUCUUAUGGAUAUCGAAGCUAGUUCAUUGUCACCUAAAAUUGAGUGUGCCAAUGAUUUCCUCGAAAUUAGAGAUGGAAUGUCUUCUUCUAGUCCAUUGAUAGAUGUUUAUUGUUCAUCUGAACUGCCAACUAAAUUGUUAACUUCUUCAUCUCGUGCCUACAUUCAUUUUUACUCCAAUGAGGAUACCAAUGGCGCUGGUUUUCGUUUGACUUACAAAACGGUUAACCAGACUUGCGGUGGAACUUUGAAAGUCAGCAAUAUUACAACUGGAAUCAUAGCUUCUCCCAAUUAUCCAAAUAGUUAUCCUUCAUCCAUUAGAUGUUUCUGGCAUUUAUUAUUCGACACAGGUAGCGCAGAGAUCUCUAUCACUUUCAAAGAUCUUGAUUUGGAUUGUGAUUCAAAAGUUUCUUUGGAAAUUGCUGGCCACGCUCUUUACAAUGAACCUCAUCGGAUCUGUGGUACAACUUCACCUCCAACCUUCCACAUUUCCAAUGAUGCCACAUUCACCUUUACAUCUAGAUCAGAGGUAAAAACAACAAGACGAGGAUUCUCAUUGGAAUACAAAUUGGCUGGUUGUAAUGAUACAUAUACAGAAGAGUCUGGUGUAAUUACCAGUCAAAUUUACCCAAUGGCUUAUCACUACAAUGGUCUAUGCAAUUUCACCAUCAAAGCUUCUCCUGGAUACUCAAUCUCGGUCUAUUUUCAUGAAGCAGAAUUUUCUUUCAACGGUAUGAGCAACUGUAACUCAACCAGUCUAUUUACAGUCAAAGAUGGUGAAGGCCCAGUAAAAUCUAUACCAGUAUGUAAACUUCCAGAUCCAAUUUUUUCAUCCAAUUCAAGCCUGACGUUCAAAGUAAAUACUGAAUGGUACAAAUAUUACAUGAUUUAUACUACUACUAAUGCUGGCCCUGGGUGUGGAGGCAAUAUUAGAGCUUUCAAUGGAAGCUUUACUUCACCAAGUUAUCCAAAACCCUAUUCAAAUGAAUCUGAAUGUACCUGGAAUAUAUUCAGCUAUGGUUACCAUGCGUUAACAUUUCGCUUCAUCACAUUUGAUUUCACAUCAUUACCUGGUUGUACCACUAAUUACGUUGAAUUAUAUGAUGGUUCCUUAGUUGGACGUUAUUGUGGUUCGGAAUUGCCAGCAACGUACGUUUCUCGGGGUAAUACUUUAAAAGUUAAAAUGGUUACUUCAAGCAGUAAUCGAGGAAAUGGAUUCCAUGCUAAUUUCGCGAUAAAUCAAUACGCUCCUUCGAAUCUACAGAGAGUUAUUUCCACCCCAUUAAACUAUGAUACUAAUGAAAGACCAGCCUCCCUGUUCGAUCCAUCUUCUGGCAUUAUGGUUGGAUGAAUUUAUUGGGAAGAGUG